Molecule: messenger RNA, 1035 nt
Organism: Branchiostoma floridae (Florida lancelet)
Lineage: Eukaryota; Metazoa; Chordata; Leptocardii; Amphioxiformes; Branchiostomatidae
Product: chlorocatechol 1,2-dioxygenase-like
Exons: 7
Coding region: 1-966 (321 amino acids)
Molecular function (GO): ferric iron binding; oxidoreductase activity, acting on single donors with incorporation of molecular oxygen, incorporation of two atoms of oxygen
Source: RefSeq, a predicted model, not a curated record
AUGUUCGCCUUCUUCAGUUUCCUCCUUGUCGGCUGCACCUUGUGUCUUCAAGUUUCCGCCCAGCAAGGCACCAACGAAACCGUUGCCGUGACGACCGUUGCCAUGACGAUCGUUGCCGUCACUGCGGGCACCGACAGAGAGGUGCCCCUUGGGGCAGAGUCGGUGGUUCUGCCCUGUCGGUACACGGGGCGGGAAGGGGCGCCCCCUAGCGUGAGAUGGUGGAAGGAACCAGAAACGCCAGGCCAGCCGAGAACGGAGGUUUAUGACGUCACAAACGACUUGGCACACGAUGGGUACCUCGGUCGUGCAGAGGUUGUGGACCAGGCCUCCCUGCGGCUGCUGAAGGUGACCUUGGCGGAUGCGGGGACGUUCGUCUGCACCGUGGAGGGGGACGGAGGCUACGCCGAGGGGUUCGUCAGGCUGGGGGUACAGGGCUGCAGCCCCACCCCCAGGGAUGUGCAGGGCCCGUACUACCUGCGGGGAGUGCCGCACCAGCGCGUGGUGUGUCGGGGCGGGCCCUAUCUGCUGGUCAAGGGAACGGUGAGAGACUCCAGAUGUUCUGCGGUUGCCAAGGCAACAUUGGAGGUGUGGCAAGCCGACCCCGCUGGAUGCUACAAAAUCAACCCCGACAGGCCCAGCUUCUGCCGCGGGAAGGUCCGGACGGACGCCCAGGGGAGGUUCAGCUUCCUGACCGUCAGACCGGGCAAGUACGGGUCGGGCUGGUGGCAGGCAAGGCCGGUACACGUGCACUUCAGAGUGACCGCCCCACGUCGGCGGACCCUUGUGACUCAGAUGUACUUCUCCGAUAACCUGGGUGAAAAAGACCCGUGUAAGUUCUGUGGGUCAGACAACCCCAGCCAGCUGACAAAGCCGAGGCCCCCUAGCGGCAACGAGAAGAACUACAAAGUGGGGGGAACUCGGUACAGAAUCCAGGAGGUCACAGAGUGGGACAUCGUUCUGAACUGAAACCAAAGUUCAUAACUAAUGUCAUAUUUUUAUGUUUAAUUUAAUUUUUUAUUUACAGUUUUAAUUUAA